Messenger RNA from Triticum dicoccoides, 854 nucleotides. RefSeq names its product probable calcium-binding protein CML21. The transcript has a single exon. Bases 51 to 536 code for a protein of 161 amino acids. The record is from RefSeq and is a predicted model, not a curated record. Lineage: Eukaryota; Viridiplantae; Streptophyta; Magnoliopsida; Poales; Poaceae. Gene Ontology annotation, molecular function: calcium ion binding.
CAAACAAACACUUGCAACCCCAAACUUUAACUUCUUACGUGUAGCACACAAUGUCUACGGCGCCGCCGCAAGCGAACCAGCAGCAGCAGCAGCGCCACCGGAGGCUGCGGGUGCGGCGCGUGUUCGACCUCUUCGACCACGACGGCGACGGGGUCAUCACCGCCGCCGAGCUCUCGGGCGCGCUGGGGCGCCUGGGGCUCGCCCUGGGCGCGCAGGCGGACGGGCUCGUCGCCGCCUACGUCGCGCCCGGCAUGCCCGGCCUGCGGUUCGCGGACUUCGAGGCGCUCCACGCCGAGCUCGCCGGGGGAGGCGAGGAGGACGAGGAGGCGGAGAUGAGGGAGGCUUUCGCCGUGUUCGACGAGAACGGCGACGGGUACAUCUCCGCGGCGGAGCUGCAGGCCGUGCUGGAGCGGAUGGGGGUGCCCGAGGCGGCGUGCAUGGCGAGGGUGCAGGACAUGAUCGCCGCGCAUGACCGGGACAGCGAUGGCCGCGUCGACUUCCAUGAGUUCAAGGCCAUGAUGGCUGCCGGUAUGUAAAUGUAAUGGCUUAGUUAUAAGAAGAAUCUGAUUUCUCGUUCCAAGUGAUGUACUGCUAGUUUACUACUACUCUCUCCGUUACAAAUUACUUGUCGUGGUUUUACAAAUUUGAACUAAAACCACGACAAGUAAUUUGGAACCGAGGAAGUAUGUGCUAGCUAUAUGUACAAGCUAGUCUGUCAUGUUUUUCCUUUUCUUUCUUGGAGGCAAAGCUAAUCUGUCAUGUGCAUACUGCAUAACUGUAAAAAAAAAAUGUGCAUAGUCCUGUACCUUUUGUAAUCAACGUCUCCUGUAGCAUCUGGAUUUUCCUCUCUGUUU